AUGGCCUGUCCCUGGCAGUUUCUGUUCAAGGCCAAAUCCUACAAGUACGACUUGACCGAGGAAACAGACAUUAACAACAACGUGGGGAAAGCCAGCCAGGCCCCCUCCAGUCUAGUGACACAGGAUGACCCCAAGUGUCACAGCCUCAGCAAGCACCGGGAUGAGUCCCCCCAGUCCCUCACAGGGACAGUAAAGACGUCUCCAGAAUCCACAAUCAAGCCAGCUGCGCCCCCACUGGCCUGCCCACGGCAUGUGAGGAUCAAAAACUGGGGCAACGGGAUGACCUUCCAAGACACACUUCACCACAAGGCCAAAGGGGAUCUCGCUUGCAAGUCCAAGUCUUGUCUGGGAGCCAUCAUGAACCCCAAAAGUUUGACCAGAGAACCCAGGGACAAGCCAACCCCCCCAGACGAGCUUCUACCUCAAGCCAUUGAAUUUGUCAACCAGUAUUACAGCUCCUUCAAAGAGGCAAAAAUAGAGGAACAUCUGGCCAGGGUGGAAGCAGUAACAAAGGAGAUAGAAACAACAGGAACCUAUCAGCUGACGGGGGAUGAGCUCAUCUUCGCCACCAAGCAGGCCUGGCGCAACGCUCCCCGCUGCAUCGGGAGGAUCCAGUGGUCCAACCUCCAGGUCUUUGAUGCCCGGAGCUGUUCCACUGCCAAGGAAAUGUUUGAGCACAUCUGCAGGCACCUGCGUUAUGCCAGCAACAAUGGCAACAUCAGGUCGGCCAUCACCGUGUUCCCCCAACGAACUGAUGGGAAGCAUGACUUCCGAGUCUGGAACGCCCAGCUCAUCCGCUAUGCUGGCUACCAGAUGCCCGAUGGCACCAUCCUGGGGGACCCUGCCAGUGUGGAGUUCACCCAGCUGUGCAUCGACCUGGGCUGGAAGCCCAAGUACGGCCGCUUUGAUGUGGUGCCUCUGGUGCUGCAGGCUGAUGGCCAAGACCCUGAGUUCUUCGAAAUCCCACCUGACCUUGUGCUCGAGGUACCCAUGGAACAUCCCAAGUAUGAGUGGUUCCGGGAGCUGGAGCUGAAGUGGUACGCCCUGCCUGCAGUGGCCAACAUGCUGCUUGAGGUGGGUGGCCUUGAGUUCCCAGGGUGCCCCUUCAACGGCUGGUACAUGGGCACGGAGAUUGGGGUCCGGGACUUCUGUGAUGUUCAGCGCUACAACAUCCUGGAGGAAGUGGGCAGAAGGAUGGGCCUGGAAACACACAAGCUGGCCUCACUCUGGAAGGACCGGGCUGUCAUUGAGAUCAAUGUCGCUGUACUCCACAGUUUCCAGAAGCAAAAUGUGACCAUCAUGGAUCACCACUCAGCUGCAGAGUCCUUCAUGAAGUACAUGCAGAGCGAGUACCGCUCCCGAGGGGGCUGCCCUGCCGACUGGAUUUGGCUGGUCCCCCCAAUUUCUGGGAGCAUCACUCCUGUGUUCCACCAGGAGAUGUUAAAUUAUGUCCUGUCCCCUUUCUACUACUACCAGGUGGAGGCCUGGAAAACCCACGUGUGGCAGGAUGAGAAGCGGAGACCCCAGAGGAGAAAGAUUCAACUUAAAGUCCUGGUUAAAGCUGUGCUUUUUGCCUCCAUGCUGAUGCGCAAGACCAUGGCAUCCCGAGUCAGAGUCACAAUCCUCUUUGCGACAGAGACGGGAAAGUCAGAAACGCUAGCCCGGGACCUAGGGGCCUUGUUCAGCUGCGCCUUCCACCCCAAGGUUCUCUGCAUGGACGAGUACAAGCUGAGCCACCUGGAGGAGGAGCAGCUACUGUUGGUGGUGACCAGCACGUUUGGGAACGGAGACUCCCCUGGCAAUGGAGAGAAACUAAAAAAAUCUCUCUUCAUGCUGAAAGAGCUUACCAACAAGUUCAGGUAUGCCGUGUUUGGCCUCGGCUCCAGCAUGUACCCUCAGUUCUGUGCCUUUGCUCAUGACAUCGACCAGAAGCUAUCGCAUCUGGGGGCCUCUCAGCUCGCCCCAAUAGGGGAAGGGGAUGAGCUCAGUGGACAGGAGGAAGCCUUCCGCUGCUGGGCCGUGCAAACCUUCAAGGCAGCCUGUGAGACGUUUGAUGUGCGAGGCAAACACUGCAUUCAGAUCCCCAGGCUCUACACUUCCAAUGUGACCUGGGACCCACACCAAUACAGGCUCGUGCAGGACUCGCAGCCUCUGGACCUCAACAAAGCCCUCAGCAGAAUGCAUGCCAAGAACGUGUUCACCCUGAGGCUCAAAUCACAACGGAAUCUACAGAGUCCAAAAUCCAGCCGCACCACUCUCCUGGUCGAGCUCUCCUGUGAGGACAGCCAGGAGCUGAGCUACCUGCCAGGAGAACAUCUCGGAGUUUUCCCAGGCAACCAGCUGGCCCUGGUGCAAGGCAUCUUGGAGCGAGUAGUAGACAGCCCUGCACCCCACCAGCCUGUGCACCUGGAGACCCUCAGCGAGAGGGGAAGCUACUGGGUCAGAGACAAGCGGCUGCCUCCGUGCUCACUCAGCCAGGCCCUCACCUACUUCCUGGACAUCACCACUCCCCCGACCCAGCUGCUGCUCCGAAAGCUGGCACAGCUGGCCACAGAAGAGGCCGAGAGGCAGAGGUUGGAGAUCCUGUGCCAGCCCUCAGAAUACAACAAGUGGAAGUUAACCAACAGUCCCACCUUCCUGGAGGUGCUGGAGGAGUUCCCAUCCCUGCGGGUGUCUGCUGGCUUCCUGCUCUCCCAGCUCCCUAUUCUGAAACCGCGGUACUACUCCAUCAGCUCCUCCAGGGACUGCACACCCAUGGAGGUCCACCUCACGGUGGCUGUGCUCGUGUACCCCACCCGAGAUGGCCAAGGUCCUUUGCACCAUGGUGUCUGUAGCACAUGGCUCAGCAACCUGAAGCCCCAAGACCCAGUACCCUGCUUUGUACGAAGUGCCGGCAACUUCAAGCUCCCCGAGGAUCCCUCCCGUCCUUGCAUCCUCAUUGGACCUGGCACAGGCAUCGCCCCCUUCCGCAGUUUCUGGCAGCAGCGGCUCCAUGACAUCAAGCACAAAGGGCUCCGGGGCAGCCGCAUGACCCUGGUGUUUGGGUGCCGCCGCCCAGAUGAGGACCACCUGUAUCGGGAGGAGAUGUUGGAGAUGGCCCAGAGUGGGGUGCUGCAUGAGGUGCACACAGCCUAUUCUCGCCUGCCUGGCCAGCCCAAGGUCUAUGUUCAAGACAUCCUGCGGCAGCAGCUGGCCAGCCAGGUGCUCCGCAUGCUCCAUGAGGAGCAGGGCCACCUUUAUGUCUGUGGGGAUGUGCGUAUGGCCCGGGAUGUGGCCCAUACCCUGAAGCACCUGGUGGCUGCCAAGCUGAGCCUGAGUGAAGAGCAAGUUGAGGACUAUUUUUUCCAGCUUAAGAGCCAGAAGCGCUAUCAUGAAGAUAUCUUUGGUGCUGUGUUUCCCUAUGAGGUGAAAAAAGAUGGUGCAGCAAAACAGCCCAGCGAUCCCAGAGUUCCAGCAGCCCACGGAAGAAGUUAAAGUUGCUGCCAUAGAAUUGAAUGAUGAAACCAACUCUCGAUUAUCCGAGGGCACAGGGCCUGGGGAGAUGGAAGGAAAUUGCAUCCCCGAGCCUCAUAUCUAUCUCCCCAGCUGCUUCCCCACCACACCCGAUACUUGACCUGGACUGUAUAGCACCCCAGACUGAGUGGAACCUCUUGUCUCCCUUGAGCCCACCCUUUCCAGGUAAUGGAGAGUUGGGCCUUCCAGGUCUCUUGAAGACUAAAUCUGCAGUGCCAGGCCCAGCUGAUGGGUGAGAAGGAUGGCACUUUCAUCUGAUUGCACCACUUUGAGUGACCAGCAGGAGACGAUGUCGUCCUGCCCUGUAUUUAUUUGCCCUGUGUACAGUUAUUUAUAACUCUGUAUUUAAAACAAAACAAAACAAAAACCCAGUCUUCUCUUAAGGGCCACUUGGGCCCUCCCUGUAUGACUCCUUGAUGGAGAUAUUUAUAUGAAAUGCAUUUUAUUUUAACCACA
Messenger RNA from Canis lupus familiaris (dog), 3969 nucleotides. RefSeq names its product nitric oxide synthase 2 (gene NOS2). The record is from RefSeq and is marked validated. NCBI's taxonomy places the organism in Eukaryota, Metazoa, Chordata, Mammalia, Carnivora, Canidae. Gene Ontology annotation, molecular function: flavin adenine dinucleotide binding; calmodulin binding; heme binding. Gene Ontology annotation, biological process: nitric oxide biosynthetic process.